AUGAGGAACCUCAAGAAAUCCCGAGAUGGAGUUGAAGCGGAUUCUUCUUCUAUCACUACCUUACCAGACGAAAUCCUCCUCCAAAUAUUAAACAGAUUAAUCGAUCUGAAAACCCUUUGCUUUUGUUAUCUCGUUUCAAGACGCUUCUCCUCGAUUGUACUUCAAGUCGAUACCAUUUCCUUCACUGCUCCACUCAUAAACCCUCCCAUUCCCGAUAAGAACACCGUCGGUGAUGUUUCCCCAAGAGUGAAGUCCUUAUUUGUCGAACUUCCGACUUCCAGUGAGAUAGGUAUUGAUAAUCGUUGUUUGUUCAAGUGGAAGGUUAAGUUUGGGAAUAGAAUCGAAUCGUUUAUGUUUCUGUGGCCGAAUUCAAUUUCUGAUCAGGAUGGAUUCUAUCUUAAUGGAAACGAGGAUGAUGAAGAAGACAUCGAGUUAACAUGUGAUCUAUCUAGGCAGAAAUUUCGCAUUUCAUGUCAGUGUCUGGAGGAUGUGGUGGUGAGGCAUAAGAUGUCGUUGUUCUUCAUCAAGAGUCUACCAACAUUGGAAAAGGUUUCCAUUACUGAUUCAGGGAGAAGUGGGGAAUUUUCUCUUAGUGGGGAAAAACUCAAUGAGGUGAAUGAAUGGUUACAUUCAACUUUGGAAACUGUGAUGAAUCGUGUAGAGGUUCCUGCUAGAGUGAAUCAGUGUUACAUUCCGGUUUUGAAGUUGCCAGUUUCAGGAGGUUGCUCUAGUAUGAAUCAGGUAAUGAAGCAAGUUGAAGUAACAACUAACAAGGGAAGGGAGAAUAUGAGUUUCGAAUGUUGUUCGUGUUAUAUUCUUGUAUACGAAAUUGCAGUCGAUGCCAUUUCCAUUUCCUUCACUGCGCCUCUCGUUAAUCCUCCCAUUCACGAUAAGAACACCGUCGAUGAUGCUGCCCCGUUUCCGCCUAAAUUUUCUUCGUAUUACGAGAUGAAGUCGCUGAAGGCUGUAGAACCGGACGCCGACAAGGCGAUGGGCAGAGCAGAGGCAUCCAGAAGCUUGGAGCCUUGUGUUAUCAUCUUUACUUCACGUCUUCACAAUCGACAGACUAGGCAAAGCAAGAGUUGGUUCCAAAUUGAUUAAACCUUGGUCUCACUUUGUUUGGACAUUGGGCUAACUUUGUUUGGCCUAUUUAUAAAAUGAUUAAACCUUCUAAGUUUUUUCUAAUUUGGACUUUUUCUUUUGACUUAGGAACUUAAGGGUAACCCAAUUAUUUUUCAAUGGUUGCAUCCAUACAUUAAUUUUUUUUUUAUAUUUUUAACACUAUUCGGGAAAAUUUGAGAGGUAACACGGACUAUCUAGACAACCAUAUAGGCUGCUCCUACCUCUAGCUCAAUUUGCAAUUGUGAGGAACCAACCAAAUAAAAUUUAUAUAAGCAGUUGUUUGGAAAUGUAAAUGUGACUUUUAAAGAUAAAUCUAGUAUUUGCAUCCAUACAAUCAACAACUCCAC
Molecule: messenger RNA, 1469 nt
Organism: Lactuca virosa
Lineage: Eukaryota; Viridiplantae; Streptophyta; Magnoliopsida; Asterales; Asteraceae
Source: the annotation of a GenBank genome assembly